Molecule: messenger RNA, 881 nt
Organism: Ochlerotatus camptorhynchus
Lineage: Eukaryota; Metazoa; Arthropoda; Insecta; Diptera; Culicidae
Gene: Sbds
Product: SBDS ribosome maturation factor
Exons: 1
Coding region: 66-824 (252 amino acids)
Biological process (GO): cytosolic ribosome assembly; ribosome biogenesis
Source: RefSeq, a predicted model, not a curated record
CUUGCCCGCAUCGCAACAAGCAAACAACAAAAAUACUAAAGUGCGUCGCGCGUGAAUAACACAAGAUGCCGAAAAUUUUCACUCCAACAAAUCAAAUCCGGCUUACGAAUGUGGCCGUCGUGCGAAUCAAGAAGGGUGGCAAGCGGUUCGAAAUAGCUUGCUACAAAAACAAGGUCGUCUCGUGGAGAAACGGAGCGGAAAAGGACCUGGACGAAGUGCUGCAAUCCGGAUCGGUGUUCACCAAUGUGUCCAAGGGCGAAGUGGCUAAGAAGGAAGAUUUGCUGAAGGCAUUCGGCAAGGAUGAUAUCGCCGAGAUUUGUAAGGAGAUUCUGGCCAAGGGCGAGCUGCAGAUUUCCGAGAAGGAACGUCACGAUCAACAGGAUUCGAUGCUCAAGGAAAUUGCGACGAACGUGGCCGAUCGGUGCGUGAAUCCGGAAACCAAGCGGCCCUACCCGGUGUCAAUCAUCGAAAAGUGCAUGAAGGACAUUCACUUUUCUAUCAAACCAAAUCGGAAUGCCAAACAACAAGCCCUGGAAGUAAUCAAGCUGCUGCAGGAGACGAUUCCGCUGGAGAGGGCUAAAAUGCGGCUGAAGGUCACCCUGCCGGGAAAGGAUGCCAAGCGUUUGAAGGAAAAGGUCACCAAGUUGUGCUCUCCCGUUGAAGGCGAGGAAUGGGAAGGGGACAAGUUGGUGCUGACGUGCCUGAUCAAUCCGGGACACUACCGGGAGAUGGAUGAAAUUGUCCGAAGGGACACGAAGGGAGCUGGAGUGCUGGAAGUUUUGAAUCUGAAGGAGAUCAAGGAGGGAGAGGAGGUUCUCGAGUAGAUGAUUAAGUUUUUUUUAUAUGUUCUUUUCGGAGUUAAUAAAAUUUAUUUGAUGUUC